GUAUUUUUUGACGCAAUAUAAAAUCACAAGUUGUGACUCGCAAAUCAAGCUAAGCCUUAUAUCUAUCAUAGAAAAAAAGAAAACAAGAGGCGUUGGUAUCACUAUUUCAUCAUCUCCAAAAUGGGUUGCAAAAGUACAACAAAUCUAUCACUCUUCUCUACCUUGAUUUUCCUAGUCCUUAUGUUUGGUCUUGUAACCUCAGAUAUUAACCAAGACAAAGCAGAAUGCACCAACAAACUCCUUACUUUGGCUGGUUGUCUUCCCUUUGUGACUAAUCAAGCCAAAUCUCCAACCAUAGAUUGUUGCACUGGUGUCAAAGAGGUUGUUGAUAAGAGUAAGAGAUGUUUAUGUAUCCUUAUCAAAGAUCAUGAUGACCCUAACCUUGGUUUAACUAUAAAUGUUACCCUUGCCCUUAAGUUACCAAAUGAUUGUAACUCACCUACCAAUAUAACUCAAUGUAUUGAUAUUUUGCAUUUGAAACCUAAAUCACAUGAGGCUAAGGUAUUUGAGGACUUCCAAAAAUCCUUGGAGAAAAAUACAUCCACCACAGUUCCUCCAGCUAGUGGUACCACUAGAAAUGGAACAAGCACAAGCACAAUUGCUCAAGACAAGAACGGUGGCGGUUGGGGAAAGAGGUGGCUCUUGGUAGAGGUGCUUUGUGGCAUUUUACCAUUUGUUUUAGUUUCCUACCUCUUCGUGGUUUGAACUAUGAUUAAGAGAUCAACAUUUAAUAAGAGAAUAUAUUAUUGCUAUAUAUCAGUGAAUUUUAUUUUUUUCUACAAGUUUUAGAACUUUAUAGAAGAUAAUGUAUUGUCCUCUUAAAAAAAAAUAUAUGUAUUGUCUGUUUCCUUUAAUUAGGGUCCAUCCUUCCUUUCCUUGUCUGUAUAAUUGAUUUUUCCAGCUAAUUGAUCCAUACAAGGGUCCCUUAGUUAGGCAUCAAGGUCGUAUGCUAUAAAUAUUUUCGUGAUGAUAAAUAGGGUCUCUUUUUCUUUAUACA
Messenger RNA from Medicago truncatula (barrel medic), 997 nucleotides. RefSeq names its product non-specific lipid transfer protein GPI-anchored 6. The transcript is spliced from 3 exons. NCBI's taxonomy places the organism in Eukaryota, Viridiplantae, Streptophyta, Magnoliopsida, Fabales, Fabaceae. The record is from RefSeq and is a predicted model, not a curated record. Bases 121 to 705 code for a protein of 194 amino acids.